AUGCAUCGGCGUUGUGGGUGUGCUGGUGGGUGUGUUAGCGGCUCGGUGGGUGUGUUAGCGGCUCGGUGGGUGUGUUAGUGGGUCGGCUCUCGUAUAGGGUGAAUGGGCCCGUGCGUGUUGGUGCAGACCUCCCGUUCGCCCGACGGACGAACGAGCAAUCCGUCCCACUCCUCUGCGCGUGCGGCCGCCACCACCACCACCACCUCGCUCAGCCACAUUCCCAUUGUUCCACGCAGCGCCAGGGAGCAGCAACAGCGACUCUCUGCAAGCAGCAGCAGCAGCAGCGGCAAACAGCAGGAACACACACGCAGAGACCCUGGCGCCGUGGGCUUGUUCGCACGGACGGGCGGAGACGGGACAAUCGUAGUUCAGCAGCAGCCGCCGCCGCAACAACCACCACCACCACAACCGAAACAACAACAGCAGCAGCAGCAGCAAAGCCAGCAACGAGGCACGGGGGGGAACGCGGAGGAAGAAAUCGAAAGAACUUUCGCUGCUUUGUUUUGGGGGGAACAGGGGGGGGGGUGGAGGACGGGGGUAAUUUUCUGUGGUUUUUAUUUUUUAUUUCUGGUGAGGGGUGAGCUGCUUGCUGAGUUGGUGAGCUUGCUGGUGAGCUGCCGCUUUGGGCUAGGCUGCCUAAAUUGAUUAGCUGCUAGGCUGUGCUCGCUGUGGCUGGAUUAUUGGUGAUCUGCUGGCUUUGCUGACUGAUUGACUGGACGAGCUGGCUGGUCUUGCCGGUUAGUUAAUUGUUGAGCUGCCUGGAUGAUUUGCGACCUGCCGACUCUGCUUCUCGGGCGGCCGGCUGGCCGAUUGCGAUUCGUUUGAGCCCUCUCCUGCGGUGUCUUUGGCUGUUUUCUUUGUGAGCUGGCUGGCUGCUUGAUUGCGGUGGAGUUGUGAGCCGCUUAGCUUCUUCUCCUCCUUCUCCUUGCCUUCGUCGAGUGGAGGGAGGAGGGGGAGGGAAAGGGGUGAGGAGCGGGGGGAGAUGGACGCGGGCCGCCUGCUCUGCUGGGAGAGCGAGCGACCGGAGAAGGUCCAUAGGGCCCGCCUCGACCCUCACCUCGUGUGCGACCGCGCGCUGCGCAACCUCCUGCUGGCCGAGGAGCGAUACGCGCCCAGCCACAGCUACUUCAAGCACGUGCAGCGCGACAUUAAGCAGCCCAUGCGGCGAAUCGUGGCCACGUGGAUGCUGGAGGUGUGCGAGGAGCAGCGCUGCGAGGAGGAGGUGUUCGCGCUCUCCAUGAACUGCCUCGACCGCUACCUCUCCACGGUGCCCACCGCCAAGUCGCGCCUGCAGCUCCUGGGCGCCGCCUGCAUGUUCCUGGCGUCGAAGCUGCGCGAGACGGUUCCGCUCACGGCCGAGAAGCUCUGCAUCUACACCGACCACUCGGUGCGGCUGCACGACCUGCUGGACAUGGAGCUGCUGGUGCUGACACGUCUCAAGUGGGACAUCUCGGCAGUGACGCCGCACGACUUUGUGGAGCACGUGCUGCACCGGCUGCCCCUGCCUCGCGAGAGCGUGGACCUCGUGCGCAAGCAUACGCAGACGUUCAUCGCGCUCUGCGCCACAGAUUUCAAGUUCGUGACGUACACCGCGUCGAUGGUGGCGUGCGGCAGCGUCGCGGCGGCCGUGCGAGGUCUGCGUCUGCACGUGCGGCACCCGGCGCUGUCCCCGCAGAGCCUCACGCUGCGACUUGCCAAGAUCACCAACGCCGACCCGGACUUCCUGCGCGCGUGCCAGGAGCAGAUCGAGGGCCUCCUCGAGCACAGCCUGCGGCAGGCGCACGGCACGGGGCCCACGGGCGGCCCCGACGGUGACCCCAAGGGCCUGGAGGAGCCCGACCUGGCCUGCACCCCCACGGACGUGCGCGACGUCAACCUGUGACGAACCCAACCGCUGGCAGAGCCGCCGCCGCCGCCGCCGCCGGCGGGCGCCGGGGAAAGACGACAGAGGGAAAAACGCACGGCGGGCGAGAGACGGACCUUCGACCGCGGCAGCGUGCGUUGCCUAAUAAUACGACGACCCGCCGCUUGUGCUACCCCUCCUCCUGUGCCAGCCGGUGACUCCUCGCGGCGGCAGCACCAGCAGCAGUUCCGUGUGCCUUCCGGAACAGGGCGGCUCGUGUCCAUCGCGAUGCGGCAUGGGCAGGUGUUGUGACGCGGCCGGCCAGGUGCCGGAUGCUUCCUAUCCGCCCGCUUGGGGUCUCGCUCCGUGUCCGCGCCUGCCGUCCCCUGCAUCCAUCAAAAAAGCGAUCGCGACUGGGGGGAGCGGGGGGGAGCGGGGGGGGGGGGGGGGUCGGGGGGUGGAGCUCGUCUUCUCCGCUGGUGGUACCCAACAAACAAACCCAGCAGCGUCAAUCGCCGCAUCCCUUUGGCGUGGACUCGCUUUGGUGCCCGCAGGACCGACGCUGUGGAUUUUGUCGCGCAAGAUCGUGCUUGUUGUGUCGGCGGCCUUGGAGAGGGGGUGGGGGGUGGGGAAUAAAUAUGGUAUUUGAACUUGGAACUCUAGGAUUGAAUUGAAACGACUGCCUUGACGACGUCGUCAUCAGAAUGGGGGACGAGUCGUUGGCAAGGAAAGAGACGGUUGAGGGAGAGCGGACCAUGUGCGCGCACUGCAAGAUUUCAAUCCCUGCAAGAUGCGCGUGUUUAUCUCGCACGUUGCAGGAGAUGUGAUUUUGUGUGUUUUUUUUUACGAUCGUUUCGAUGUUGUUUUUUUUAUGGUUGUUGGGGAGUUGCUGCGAAUGUGGUCUAUUGUGGGAGGGGGUGAGGGGGGAAGGGAGAAGGAAGACGACAGAAAGAAGAACUGAAAUAAAUUCGCCCAUUACCCGCUCACAAAGGGACCUCUGAAAGGGAAAUGAAACAAAUAUAAAAUUAAACAGAGCACCAGCGCUGGCGUGGCGUUAGCGACGUGCCAUGCUUUGCCGGUAUUUGGGACAACUCCCUGAACAGAGAGUGAAUGGGCAACAAAAAAUGUCAAAGAGAAGAUCUUUUAUUUUUGACGGAAAAUAAUUCACCUGGAAAAUCCCCUUGCUGAGACGGAACAUCUUAUUUGAAAGGUUGUCCAGGUUGUCAUUUGAGACAAUGUGCACCCUCGCCGCAUGCAAAUCGGCGUCGUGCAAACCCAAACCUGUUCUGAGAGCGCUUAUUUUUUUUCAACCGCAUUGCGCAGGUACUUUGGAAGGGCUUUGAUCGUGCUGUGGCGCACAAUGUUACCACGCUUUUGAUAUCCAACAAACCUUCUGGUUCAAGUAGCAAAUCACCUCCUUUGGUCAGCUGACAAGGGACUCGCGAGUGCACGAGUCAUCCUUGAUCUGAGCGCCGCAUUUGUCUCCAUCGAUCAUCCAAAUUCUUCGCCCACGCCUUGAAACCUUGAUGGGAAUUUCUCUGCUCAGCCCUGUGAUUUGGCUUCGCUCCUUCACCAGAACCCAAUAUGUCUCCCAAAAAUGGCUUCACAUCAACCGGCGAAACAGUCCUUGUAUGGUGUCCCACAGGGCUCCAUCCAUGGACUCCCGAUUUUCAAUAUUCACCUCGCGCCACUGGAUUCAUUGCCUAAGGAACUUGGACUGACGUCACGCAGAUAUAUCCCCACCUCUCCUCCCACCCGCGAUCCACUGCAGCCGACUCCCAACUUCACUAUAAUUAAUGAAGUCAUGGCUGAACCAGAACUACCUAUACAACUGAACAUAGCCAAAACCAAAUAUGUUUCUCCUCGAUCUCGCCUUCUCUCGUGUUGACUAUCGCAACGCUGUUGCUCGGGGUUCCGACCAAUGUCUGGGGCCGACUGCAGCUGGCCCAGAACGCGGCCGCCGGGGUGCUCACGCAGACCCCAUCCAGCGAGCACGCUCAUCGCCCCAAUAAUAUUAAUAAUAAAACAUCCGCAUUGGCUUCCAAUUAAAUGGUGCUGGGGUGACCGACGGAGGCUGUGGAUGCGCUGCGCCGAGACGAUGGAAUGCCCUGCCCCACCACCAGUUGUUAAGACAGGCGAGGUCGCUUGCCCUGUCUCGCUCUUCUCUAAAAACCUAGACCUGUUUUGCCUGCAGGCCUACUAGUGAACUCCAGACUACCUUGUAGUAUUUAUAUUUCCUAACUCCGUGCAUGGAGCACCAAGAUCCCUGCAUGAAUUGCGCCUUCAUAAAUGUCAAUUGUGAUUAUUAUCACAGUGCCUUUCUCGUCUUGUCGGAUGGGGAGCAUCUUUGCUUCGGUAUACCGUCCUUGCCUUCAUAACUUUGAGAGGAACUCGUGGAAAGGGUGGGGUGGGGAAGGAACCCUUGACCCUCCUGCCCUGUCGGGGGUGGGGGGGGGGUCUCGCCCACAGGACUUGUUUUGUGGGACCACGUUGCGUGCCAUUGCCGACGCGUGACCACAUGACCAACGAUCGGAAGCAUCCGUCUGUUUGUGCGGUCUUGGAAAUGAAAAAAAGGUUUUCUCCUAAAAGAGAAAUUGCCUCGUAAAAUGCGUUGUGGCUUUAGUGCUACUAAAAGAGGUGGCGUGCGGUAAGGGCCGCCAUUUCACUCCGUUUAAAUUUGAUUUAUUUUGUUCCAUUUGAAACUUUUAAUUUGUUGCCAUUGUACUGCCGCUGUCAGCGCAUUCACUGCCAAGUUUGUGCCUUCCCUGCGCUCUGCAUUCGUCGGCAAACAGCAACACUUUAAAGCGUGUAACCUUUCACUGCCUAAAGGGCGCCGCCCCACUUCUCCGAUUGAAAUCGAAGCCAAUAAAUCAAGAGCUCCUCGUCGGUCGAUAGGCGUCGGCCGCUUCACGUUCGUAUAAUUUUUGCCGCGAAUUAAUCACGAACGUUUCUGUCUUUUAUUUAAACGAGCAACAAGCCCCCCCCCCCCCCCCCCCCGCCAAAAUAAUGCUGCUCGGGACUCGUUGGGAGAAUGAAGCCACGUGUCUUCGUGAAUCACUCCGCAUCAAAUCACACAGCAGAGCACUUUUUUCGCCUCUCUUGGGUCGAGAUUUUCGACCCCAAACCCAAACCCCCCCCCCCGCCCCACGUGUCGAGGCAGGAAAAUAGCGAUGGGAGUGUUUCGAGAUGAGGGAAGCACACGCGCCACGUGGCGGGGGUGCCUUCUCUGUUGUUACCUCCUCGUGGGAGAAGGAGCAACCGACGCUCUCUGUGUGUCGUUAAAUUUUCGUCAAAACAUUCCAAAAAUAUAUAAAUAUAUAGCGCCUAAAACAAAAGUUGGGGGGAGGGGGUAAAACAGGACAGUCGUAACCAAUGAUGCAUUCCGCAAGCGUCGCCUGCUCGUUUUGUGUAUAAACUAGCGGCAACUGUUAACUAGGUAAAUCAUAACGGUGUGUUAAACAUUCCUGAGUCGUGAUACGCCAUAGAAAGAUUGUAGACUAGUAGGGAGGCGCUAGGCAUAGUACUGUUCGUAGGGGUGAGAGACGAAAAUAAUAUUUUGCGGAGAAAUAUCUCGAUUAUUUGCUGUCAAGUGUGGUUACAGUUCUGCCGAAGGACUCGGUUGGUCUUUACGAGGUUGUAGGGGCUUAGGCGGUAAGCGUUUCCCCGCCGGGAGUGAAAUGAAUGUGACAAGUGUGUUUCGUGGAGGGCAACUCCGGUGUACGUUGGCUAUUUUGUAUGUGUUGCGUGCAGAGGCGAGAGGUGGGUGUGGAAUGGAAGGUGCGUGGCAUGCUGCGUUCGCCCGCGGGCACGCUGGGGAGCGAGAGGUUCUGGCGGUUUAGGCGGCAGGGUUGUUGUAUGUUUGGCGUGCGCUGGUGGCGCGAACGCGACCGCACGCGUCGCGAGCAUCAGGACGUCGCGUGGCAUCCGUACGCGGAGGGGCUCCUCCCGCGGGGCCGCAUCGGGUCCCCUCGGAGCUGCGCUGCCAGUUGGAGGACCGAUCCCGAUUUUAACGGUGGGGGGGCGGGAGACGAGAUGGGAGAGGAGCCCGGAGGAAGAGGGACUUUGAUGAAUAAGAGACACUUCGUGGGGGUUUUGUGUAGCGGUUUGGGUACAUCCCUGGCAUCUGCCGCACACGGGCAAAAAGCGAAAACGCUGAUGUGAGCGCGGGGUGCGGGGAGUAGGGGACUGAAAGGACCUCGCGAGACGAGCGGCGCGAGUUGCUAAAGCUGCUUGACAUUUUUUUUUUUAUAAUCAGUGCCUGUUGCCGUGACGUCGGUUUAUAAAUAUUAACCUUGUGCUGCUAUUUUAUUAAACACGUUGUUAUGACCUUUUAUUAUUAUUAUCAUCAUCAUCAUCAAAACAAUGACCUUAAAUGUAGUAGACCACAGUUCAUUUUAAGUUUUUUUUUAUUGGAUCAGAAUGUUAACGUCGCCGCGUGUGUAAAUUAAACGUGCCCGUUUUUGUGUAACCAUCGCUAACCCCACCCGCCCCCCCCCCCCCAAAAAAAAAACCUACGCUGUGCCACCAACAAACCGGAUCCACCCACCCCUCACUUUGCCCAAAUCCGCAGAAUGAUGAGGUACUGUGCAGUCACAUCAAGGUGGCUGGCCGGGCGGGAUCAGGAGGGGGGGACAUUCAUAAUGGCCCGUGUCAGAGACACUGAAUCGGCACCGUUGGCGAACAUCGUUUCGACUCCUUCCUCCAGCCACCAAUGCGUGAGAUUGGCUUAUGAACGUGUAGUGUCCUCGGCGGUCUGAUUGUUGCCCGCAAACACGUGCACCACUAACCGUAUGAAUUAACAACUCUGUUCCCGCUUAAAUUGGCCAACCCCAGCUCUUGAGGGCUGGAGUAGAAAAUCAAAAUAGUUCGAGUGGCUGACAGGCGGCGAAAAACUGUUCCUUUGAAUCAUGGAUUCGCCUUCUGAUACUGAACUGGUGGAAGGAAAAUCGGUGAUGAAAUCCCAACUCUCCGUUCGUGUUUUUUUGGGGUCGUCGUACCGCACGUCUGGUUCGGCAAGAUGUCCCGACGUUUCGCUCCACGACGAGCUGGGAGUUUAGUCGGGAACUAGAUCGUUCACUUUCGGAAGAACGCUGAACAUGCAGUGGAGGUCUUGUCGACAGAGACCACCUGCUCAUUGUCAUGUCGAGUUGAGGUCCCUGCAAAGUCAAGCUUGGGAGUGUGCCAGUAUGCCUGUUCCAUUCUAAUUUAUCGAUUUCAGGCACGGACAUAGGUAGUAUUUAAGCAAGUUGCUAACGUGGUGCGCAUGUUUCUAGCAAACUUUGGCAAUGUGGAUCGAUCAACUCUUCGUCCGUCCUCCCCUUCGAUUCGAUGUUUUCCCAUACGGUGGGGGGGGGGGAGUUUGAUCAGCCACGGUUUAUUAUGAGUUUGUGUCCAGUUUGGCGAGUGAACCGGUGGACGGCGUCACGAGUAGCCUGGUGAAUAUCUGAAACUCUGCCGGUGAAUGAUCGAAGCGGGCAGUGGCGUUAACUGUGUGGGUCGAUGGUUUUGAGUUUGGCGUUCGCGUUCCAACGGUUGGAUACUGUUACAGUUUUGCCAUCUGUGCAAGGGGUUUUAUAUUCCCAUGGAACAGGACACAUUCUUGACUCAACUCCGUUGUUUCGGCCACUCGCCGUAGAUAGGCCGCCCGGGUUGGAUACAUUUCUCCGUGCGUGCACUCCUCCUUAAACCGCACCGCCGUUAGCCAACGCUUCACUCCCGUCAACCGCGCUUUAACGAUGAACUCAAGUUUUCGUUUAGCUUAGUCGCAUCGGGGGGCGGGGGAGGGUGGGGGUGUUGGUUUUUUAAACAGCUUUUGAAAGUGAGAAGCAAAUUGAGGGGAGAAGUUGCGCGUUAGGGGUGGAGGGAAAAAGAUUUCGCUCGACUGCCGCCACAUCCCCCAACAGCUCCGACACACGACCGGCAAAGUUGACCCGACCGCGCGACAUUAACACAUUAACAACGACUUUGCAUUGUUGUUCAUGUGUCUCGCACGGUGGCGACCAAGGCACAGGAUAUGGCUCGUUGAAACCUCUUCAAGUGAUGAUGAUGAUGUCUCGCUUUUUGUUGUUGCUGUUAUCGUUUUUAAUUGUAAGCAUUUUGGUGGAUGUUUUCGAUUUCAUCGUUCUUACUCUCCAGAAAAAAGAAAAAAAAUGCCAUAUUCAGUACCUCACCUGAGCUGCUAACACAGAUCACACGGAUGAAUGGGUGCGUCCGCUACGAUGGCCGCUUUGUUUUUGUGACGUUUGCUGCUCUUCUCACCACUGGUGCUUCAGUGCCACCACGAUGGCCAGGGUGUCCUCCUCAUGCUGGCAUUCACAAACCGUACCCCCACCACGUUUUCGUGCCCCCCCGCCCACGUAUACACGAGAGGGUUCAAGCCGCCCCAUUGCAGAUGUGGACACAUGACAAACCGGUCUCCAAACAGGGUCUUUAGACGAUAGGCCAAAGAGAGAGAGAGCUCUAAUGGCAGCUUACGACCGUGGGGGGGGGCUUUAUGUGAUGGACCAAGAGACCAGUCUGGUGGGUUUUAAGACCACGGACUGACAAGACUAUGAUGAUCGUCUUCAAUGCACCGACACACUAAUCCCCAAUGAGAUCUUGAGAAAGUAUUGUAAAUUGACAAGGUGGGUCCUCCGAUGGCCAUUCGUUCUCCUUUUUCAUCUUAAUAUUGUUGCUUCAUAUAAUCGGCUGUUUCUGCUCUAUGCCAAAUCGAUUUGGGGUAGCAUCAUUCUUGGGUUGAUUUGAUUACGUAACCCUUGCAUUGAAACGACCCUAAAUUUGCAGUUUUUGUGAUCGCAAUUACCUUGCGGUGGACAUACAAGGUAGUUUUGAUUUGGACACAGCUCAGCUGGUGGAACGGUAGAGUCCCAUUCAAGAGAUCGCGAGUUGCGAUUGUCCAUUUUGAGUCCGAUUAAAAUGAGCAUGACCUGGGGCAAUGCCUCACGGAAAGUCAUGAGCCGUUGUCCAUGUGGAGUUUCCAACACGGUCUCGCCAGCCUCUUUAAGAUGCGCCGCUGUCCAAUACCCUUUGAACUAUGAUCCCACAUUUGAAGCUUUCGUGACUGCAGGAAUCCACACUCUUUGGUUCUUUCGCUUACUUCAGCAGUUGUUUCUUGCUGUGGUUGUCUCACCUGAUGACGAUUGCUUGUGCUGCGAUCGACACGUCGUCAUAAAUUUUUCUACCUACGUGACUUUUUCCCGAAAGAACCAAAGAGUAUGAUCCCACAAUUAAAAUUCUGAUUUAACUGGGCAAAGCCAGUGUGCCGGUGGUGGGAGUACGGUUCGUAAGUGUGCAUUCCCCGUGCCACUCUCGCAAUAAACUUGAAUGCAAA
This is a messenger RNA of Petromyzon marinus (sea lamprey), 9173 nucleotides long. Its product is annotated as G1/S-specific cyclin-D2-like. The record is from RefSeq and is a predicted model, not a curated record. Lineage: Eukaryota; Metazoa; Chordata; Hyperoartia; Petromyzontiformes; Petromyzontidae.